AUGUCAGUCUCCGUGAUAACUGACACAUAUCCGUCCAUCGACUGGUCAGUGGUCUCCGAGACCCCCACGGGUGCUAAUGUCACAGAGUGGCAGCGAGACGCCCUGCUGGCGGUGGCCGAGGUGGUGGUGCUGGCGGUCAUCUUAGUGAUGGCGUUGCUUGGUAACGGGUUGGUCCUGGUGGUGUUGCUUAGGCGAAGGCGACACCACAACCCCCUGCACCAGUUCAUGCUCAACCUCUGCGUGGCUGACCUGGUGGUGGCGCUAUUUCAGGUGUUGCCCCAGCUCGUGUGGGACGCUAAGGGACGCUUUCCCGGCCCUGACUUCUUAUGUCGCCUGGUGAAAUACCUUCAGGUCCUCGGCAUGUUCGCCUCCUCCUACAUGAUUGUGGCCAUGACGGUGGAUCGCCACUACGCUAUCUGCUGCCCCCUGCAGGCACAUCGCAGCGGGGCCACGCAGCGCUGGAACAGCUUCAUAGUGCUGGCCUGGGUCCUGUCGCUGCUGCUCAGCCUGCCGCAGGUCUUCAUCUUUUCCCGUUCUGAGGUGGCUCCAGGUGUGUAUGAAUGUUGGGGCAACUUCGCUGAGUCCUGGGGCCUCAAAGCCUACGUGACAUGGAUGACCCUAGCCAUUUUCAUCCUCCCUGUUCUCAUCAUCACCGUCUGCCAGGUGCGCAUCUUUAAGGAGAUUCACAACAAUCUGUACCUGAAAUCAGACCGCCGCCUUUCCCCCACCAUUCUCCCUCAAGUGAGAAAACACACCCAGAGAGGAGGAGGAGGAGGAGGCAGAGGAAAGUCUAAUGUCCCCUUCUAUGCUUCUCCCCUUGUGUUCAACAACUCUGGGAGUCACAGUAGUUUUGACUCUGUAUCCACCUACCAGCACCUGCCAAUGGGUCCACUCAGGCCCAGCAGCAUCACGUCACAUUGUGAUAUUCACACUUUUGCUGCUCUUCACCCUGCUCAGCUUCAGGCUGGCGUCCCGCCUGACCCGGCAGCGCCCUCCACCGUCUGCUCACCGCACCCACCCAAACUCCCCCCUGCCAGAGGUGGAGAGGUAACAGCAGCCAUGUCAAAGACGGUGAAGAUGACGUUAGUCAUUGUGCUCGUCUACUCGCUGUGCUGGGCCCCAUUCUUCAGCGUCCAGCUGUGGGCCGCCUGGGACCCCGACCCGCCUCAGAACGGUGUAGCGUUUACCCUGCUGAUGCUGUUGGCCAGUCUGAACUCCUGCACCAAUCCCUGGAUCUACUCUGCCUUCUCCAGCAGCGUCUCCCCGGAGCUCUGUCUGCUGCUUCACUGUCGGCCGCACACACAGCGCCAAGCCUCCGUGACGAACGACUCCACCGUCACACAUACCUCCAACAACUGAACAGUGGACACAAUCGGACUCGCAGCUGAGGGUGACUCCCUCUCAUGUGGCACAGUUGAACUUUUAAGUUGAGACAAGAGCUAAUUAUUUGCAGCAUAGCCAGGGAAUGAGC
Molecule: messenger RNA, 1471 nt
Organism: Archocentrus centrarchus (flier cichlid)
Lineage: Eukaryota; Metazoa; Chordata; Actinopteri; Cichliformes; Cichlidae
Product: vasopressin V2 receptor-like
Exons: 6
Coding region: 1-1359 (452 amino acids)
Biological process (GO): G protein-coupled receptor signaling pathway; cellular response to hormone stimulus; positive regulation of vasoconstriction
Cellular component (GO): plasma membrane
Molecular function (GO): peptide binding; vasopressin receptor activity
Source: RefSeq, a predicted model, not a curated record